This is a messenger RNA of Rhopilema esculentum, 12076 nucleotides long. Lineage: Eukaryota; Metazoa; Cnidaria; Scyphozoa; Rhizostomeae; Rhizostomatidae. The record is from RefSeq and is a predicted model, not a curated record.
CCGUUAACCCGUUUCUUGCUUUUCUAGUUUUUUUUUAAAACAUUCAAGGUUGUUUUCUUUUAUUGUCGAUAAUAUUUGUUAGUUUAGAUGUUUUUUGCCAAUGGUAAUCAUGUUUGUGUUUUAGUUGCGGGUUAUUAUGUAAUUUUCCUCUUUUGUUUCGUAUUUGAGAUCUAAUUAUGAUCAAACAUAGCUGUAAUGCUAUCCGAUUUUUGGCCCUUUUAGCAAACCUUUAAGCGUUCUUUAGUUUAUACAGUAUUUUUAACUUUCUGGAGCUAAUAUCUCUCUUUAUGGUGCUGUACCACGAUUUUUUUUCCUGCUAAGAACUGUAGAUCAUUUACAGGUUUUUUGUUCUACGAGAAGUUUUUCAUUUUUUCAAAUGUUUUCUUAAUGUAAGUAACAGUUAUAUAUAUUGUAUCUUUUGUUUAUUAUUUAGGUUUUAAUGAUUUCCAUUGUCAAUACAUUUAAAUUUUCUACUGUCGGAUUUCUACUGAAGACGUAAAUUUAUCAUAGUAGUCAUCUUUUUGAUUUUUUUUAUUGUUUUGGAAUAAGUAUUUCUCUGUGUAUGUGUUUAGAUAUCGACGAAUGUGCAACUGGUAUACAUGACUGUCAUGUUAAUGCGGGAUGCUCAAAUACUCAAGGAUCAUUUAAUUGCACCUGUAAUGCUGGAUACAUUGGUGAUGGCAAACUAUGCAAAGAGGAUCGUUUUUUCACCCAUUCCAUUGCCUUACGCUUCACUGAAACAGAUGACGGCUCAGGAAAACUUGUUUUGCCAUUCGGAAUACCAUUAGGGACGAAACUCCAUACAGUUGUCUUUAUUUGUGCCAAUGGCAUCGUGUCCUUUUCAAAAAACAAAUGCCAUGUUCUAGACUUAUUAUUCCGUAACAGUGACAAUUUCCUUGCUCCAUUUUGGUCUGAUAUUGACUUCCGCGGCCAGUCUGAUAGACCGAUUGACAAGAAAGGGUACGUCUCUUAUGCAGUGCACCAGUCUAUUCAGACUGAUGCCGUCAGUGUGAGUCUUUUCAACAAGACAACAACCUUUAUUAGAGAGAAUGCAAAUGUUUCUACUUUCGCGCCUACGAUGAUAAUGGCUGUUUCUUGGAUAAAAGGGAAACCAUACCGUUACUAUCAAUAUGCUGAUAAGGAUGUGUUCGUUUCAUUUCAACUUAUCGUUGCAACGGACGGUAGAACAACUUAUGCUGCUUACAUAUAUGAGGAUGGAGGCAUGUUAUGGCAAGAGGAUUGGCUGAGAGCAAAAGCCGGCUACACUUUCAAAAACUCGUUCUAUAAAGAAACUGAGCUAAAUGUUGCGGGUGGGCCUGCUCUCUACAGAUAUGAUAAUGCUAUAUGCAACAUAGGGGUUCGUGGAAAAUGUCUUUAUUUGGUCGCUGACAACAUCGACAAUAGAAAAGCGGCAUGCUAUGCAUGGUAUUUCGCGCAACCCUCUCCCGGAUACAUCAAUGUCAUUAGCGGAUCAGAAGUAACUGACUGCCCAUGUAGUCUUAAUCAAUGUAGACAGGACAGAAGAUUCAGGUGGAAGGGCAAUUCAAACAAUAUUGUCUGCUAUAAACAACGAGUGACAAGCUUCUUCCUCCGCACCGCAAUAUCUUUCCACACACAGUGCUGCUUCGAUGCCAUCAGCGGUUCCCUUAUCAAUACUUACGACAAGAAGGAAGUCGCACCGUUGACAACAACACAUCUAACGGAAAAAUACAAUUAUUUGUUAUUGAUGAAUUCCUGGCAAAAUCGCAGAAACUCGAGAAAGAUUGCAGAGAGCGAUGACAAGAUCGCUCAUGACAACUGUUGCAUACAAUCUGGUUUGUGUCAUCUCUAUCAAGAAAAGAGACCAAUCCGCAAUUGCCGCUUGUAUGCGCCUGAUAUCAUCACUUGGAGUGGCGGAGAUCCGCAUAUCCAGACACUAGAUGGCAAAACCUAUACUUUCAAUGGCAUUGGUGAUUACCAGCUACUUGGUCUGUUAAACAGUAAUGAAUUCGUCAUACACUCGCGAAUGAGUCAGGCGUACAUUUCCCCGAACUCAUCAAGAAGUGCUUCGAGAGCAACGGUAUUUUCUGGUUUUGCUUUGAAAACCGAUUCUGGUCCUUUGGUUGAAAUCUACCUCAAUGUUUCAACAUCAAAAGUGAGGAUUUUCGUUGGAAAUCAAGAAUACAGUUCUACAUAUUUCAACACAGAGAGAAACAUAAAUGAAACGGACAUUGUUCUGCAAACUUCAGGAAACGUAACCAAAUUUAGUGUUUCAUUUGAAACUGGAGUUGGAGCGACCAUAGACAUAUUUGAGAGACUUCUAACAAUUCAAAUAUCUUCAUUGUCAUCUUUCAUAAACAAGACACGUGGUCUUCUUGGGGUGAACAACAACAAUGUCAAUGACGACUUCACCCGACCUGAUGGCACAACGAUACCGAUCAACUCGACGCAAAGUGAAAUUUAUUAUGAGUUUGGCACCAAAUGGAACGUAACCUUCAACGGAUCUUUGUUUACCCUGCCCGAUGAUGUUUAUGAUCCUACUUUUGUUCCGCUGUUCUUCGACGAUAUAGACAGCUUAUUCGGCAACAACACUGCUCUGAAACAAAAGGCGAUAGAAGUUUGUGGAGGAACAUCCAGUUUCACUUGCCUUUUUGAUAUGUCUUUGACUGAAGACUCUACUUCGACAACCGAAAGUCAGUCCUCUCUGAACGAUUUUGAAAUUGAAAAGAAAGCUCUAGCAACCUUUCCACCUAUCUUUACUGGUCCGUCCUCACUGAAUGUUACUUUUGGAAUGACCUACAAAUUUAGUUUGGCUGCUACUGGCAAUGGAACCAAGAACUUGACUUAUUCGUACGAAGCUAAUGGUACCAGCCUCUCACUAAAUAGCGCCACUGGAUAUGUUGAGUGGUUUGUGAACAGCUCCAGCUUUUCAGUGAAAUUUACAGUAAAGGAUGAAAAUAACCUCGCUGCAUUUUUAGGGCCUAAUAUCAGGCUGUGUUAUUGCUUGAAUGGUGGUUCUUGUGACUUUGGUACUGAAAAUUCUAUCGAGGAAGCUCCCAGCAAUGCACUGUCGUAUGGUGAAUGCUCUUGUCCCUCCAACGUUACCGGAGGUUUUUGUCAGACUUCGUUAGCUCCAUGCGAGGUAGAACCUUGUUUUGUCGGAGUCAACUGUACAAACAAUUACGUGAACGGGACGGCUGACUGUGGACCUUGCCCAACUGGUUACACUGGUGAUGGUCGAAAAUGCUAUGAUUACAAUGAAUGCUAUCACAAUGUUAGCCGUUGCAACCAGAUUUGUACAAACAUCCUUGGAAGCUAUAACUGCUCAUGCUACCCCGGCUAUCAGCUACAUAAUGCAACAUUCUGUGGUGACGUUGACGAAUGCACCCUGGGAACGCACAAUUGUCACAAUUUGGCGUCUUGCACAAAUACAGCAGGCAGCUUCAACUGCACUUGUAAACCAGGAUUCACAGGGAGUGGCACACAGUGCCAAGAUAUUGACGAAUGUGCUUCAUCUAGUACCAACUUGUGUGACCAAAACUGCCACAAUACAUUUGGCUCAUAUAACUGUUCAUGCAGACAAGGUUACGAUCUGAUUAAUGGAACAAAAUGCCAAGAUGUGAAUGAAUGUGCAUUGUCCAGUACUAACAACUGUGAGCAGAUUUGUAAUAAUACCCUGGGGAGCUACAAUUGCAACUGUAUGACAGGCUAUUUUGCAUUGAAUUCAACUCACUGUCAGGAUAUAAACGAAUGUGGCUUGGGCUCUCAUAGUUGCGGUCCUAAUGCCCAAUGUACUAACACAGUUGGUUCACAUACAUGUGCCUGCAGGGUUGGUUUCACAGGAAAUGGAACAAUUUGUCAAGACAACAACGAAUGUUCGCUUGGUACCAACAACUGCCACGCGAAUGCAACAUGUAACAACACCGCUGGGUCUUUCACGUGUGCUUGUAACAAUGGAUUCUUUGGAAACGGAACAUCAUGCGCAGACGAUGACGAAUGUUCUCUUGGAACCCACAAUUGUCACUCAAAUGCAACUUGUACCAACACUGAAGGCUCUUUCACUUGUUUCUGCAAGAAUGGGUUUACAGGAAAUGGAACAACAUGCUCGGACAAUAAUGAGUGUUCGCUUGGGACCCACAACUGCCACCAAAAUGCAACAUGUGCCAACACCGCUGGGUCUUUCACGUGUGCUUGUAACAACGGAUUCUUUGGAAAAGGAACGGCAUGUGCAGACAACGAUGAAUGUUCUUUUGGAACCCACAACUGUCACUCAAAUGCAACUUGUACCAACACUGAAGGCUCUUUCACUUGUUUCUGCAAGAAUGGAUUUACAGGAAAUGGAACAACAUGUUCGGACAAUAAUGAGUGUUCGCUUGGGACCCACAACUGCCACCAAAAUGCAACAUGUGCCAACACCGCUGGGUCUUUCACGUGUGCUUGUGACAACGGAUUCUUUGGAAAUGGAACAGCAUGUGCAGACAAUAACGAAUGUUCUCUUGGAACGCACAACUGUCACUCAAAGGCAACUUGUACCAACACAGAAGGCUCUUUUACAUGUGCUUGCAACAAUGGAUAUACUGGAAACGGAACAUCCUGCUCAGAUAAUGAUGAAUGUUCACUCGGAACACAUAAUUGUCACGCCAACGCCACGUGCACAAACUUGAACGGUUCCUUCACUUGCGCUUGCAAGAGCGGUUUCGUGGGGAAUGGAAGUGCUUGCUCUGACAACGACGAAUGUUCACUCGGAACCCAUAAUUGUCACUCGAAUGCAACAUGUACCAACACAGAAGGCUCUUUCACUUGUGCUUGUAAGAGUGGAUUUACUGGAAGUGGAACCACAUGUUCUGACAAUAACGAAUGUUCACUUGGAACCAAUAAUUGUCACUCCAAUGCAACAUGUACCAACACGGAAGGCUCAUUCACCUGUGCUUGCAAAAACGGAUUCUUCGGCAAUGGAACUACUUGUUCUGACAAUAACGAAUGCGCACUCGGAGUCCAUAAUUGUCACUCAAAUGCAACUUGUACCAACACUGAAGGCUCUUUCACAUGUGCUUGUAAAAACGGUUUUGCUGGGAAAGGAACAAUGUGCUCAGACAAUGACGAAUGUAAACUUGGAACACAUAACUGUCACAUAAGUGCAACGUGCGCCAACACUGAAGGCUCUUUCACUUGUACAUGCAACAGUGGAUUCGUGGGGAACGGAACAUCAUGUUCUGAUAAUGAUGAAUGUUCUCUUGGAACCCAUAAUUGUCACUCUAAUGCAACUUGUACCAAUACUGGAGGCUCUUUCACGUGUGCCUGCAAGAAUGGAUUUACUGGAAAUGGAACAUCCUGCUCAGACAACAAUGAAUGUACACUUGGUACCCAUAAUUGUCACUCAAAUGCAAAUUGUACCAACACAGAAGGCUCGUUCACAUGUGCUUGCAACAGUGGAUUUUCAGGAAACGGAACAUCUUGCCCUGACAACAACGAAUGUACACUCGGAACUCAUAACUGCCACUCUAAUGCAACUUGUACAAACACAGAAGGGUCUUUCACUUGUGCAUGCAAGAGCGGGUUCACUGGGGACGGAAUCUCGUGUGCUGACGUAGAUGAGUGUAGCAAUUCUUCAACCUGUCAUGCAAAUGCUACCUGCAGUAAUACUAUUGGUUCAUUUAUUUGCACUUGCGAUUCUGGUUUCAUUGGAAAUGGUGUCAGCAAUUGUGCUAACGCCUCACAAUGUGCACAGUUACAAUGUCAUGCUAACGGAUAUUGCGUCACGAAUUCUGGAAUAUCCUCGUGUGUUUGCAACAAUGGGUAUUCUGGCAACGGAACGUUUUGUACCGAUAUCAAUGAAUGCUCCACGAAUACGCAUAACUGUCAUUCAAAUGCAUCCUGUACAAAUACAGCGGGUUCUUUUAUGUGCCAAUGCGUCAACGGUUUCACUGGAGACGGUACAACAUGCUCAGAUAUAAACGAGUGUAAAUUAGGAACGCAUAACUGUGAUUCAAAUGCUGCAUGUACAAAUACUGCAGGCUCGUUCACCUGUGCUUGCAAUAGUGGUUUUAACGGAAAUGGAACAUCAUGUACAGAUACCGACGAGUGUGCUAUGGGAAUACAUAGCUGUCAUCCAAAUGCUGCAUGCGCAAAUACUCCAGGCUCGUUCACCUGUACUUGCAAUAGUGGUUAUACCGGACCUGGAACAUCAUGUGGAGACAACAAUGAAUGUACUCUUGGCACCCAUAAUUGUCAUUCAAAUGCAACUUGUGCCAACACGGUAGGAUCUUUCACUUGUGCUUGCAACAAUGGAUUUACAGGAAAUGGAACCACAUGUUCUGACAACAAUGAAUGUACUCUUGGCACCCAUAAUUGUCAUUCAAAUGCAACUUGUGCCAACACGGUAGGAUCUUUCACUUGUGCUUGCAACAAUGGAUUUACAGGAAAUGGAACCACAUGUUCUGACAACAAUGAAUGUACUCUUGGCACCCAUAAUUGUCACUCAAAUGCAACUUGUGCCAACACGGUAGGAUCUUUCACUUGUGCUUGCAACAAUGGAUUUACAGGAAAUGGAACCACAUGUUCUGACAACAAUGAAUGUACUCUUGGCACACAUAAUUGUCACUUAAAUGCAACAUGUGCCAACACAGAAGGCUCUUUCUCUUGUGCUUGCAACAGUGGAUUUACAGGAAAUGGAACCACAUGUUCUGACAAUAAUGAAUGUUCUCUUGGAACUCAUAAUUGUCACUCAAAUGCAAAAUGUGCCAACACAGAAGGCUCUUUCUCUUGUGCUUGCAACAGUGGAUUCACAGGAAAUGGAACCACAUGUUCUGACAAUAAUGAAUGUACACUUGGAACCCAUAAUUGUCAUUCAAAUGCAACAUGUGCCAACACAGAAGGCUCUUACACUUGUGCUUGCAACAGUGGAUUUACAGGAAGUGGAACAACAUGUUCUGACAACAAUGAAUGUACUCUUGGCACCCAUAAUUGUCAUUCAAAUGCAACAUGUUCCAACACAAAAGGCUCUUUCUCUUGUGCUUGCAACAGUGGAUUUACAGGAAAUGGAACCACAUGUUCUGACAACAAUGAAUGUACUCUUGGAACUCAUAAUUGUCACUCAAAUGCAAAAUGUGCCAACACAGAAGGCUCUUUCUCUUGUGCUUGCAACAGUGGAUUUGCAGGAAAUGGAACCACAUGUUCUGACAAUAAUGAAUGUACUCUUGGCACCCAUAAUUGUCAAUCAAAUGCAACAUGUACCAACACAGAAGGCUCUUUCACUUGUGCUUGCAACAGUGGAUUUACAGGAAGUGGAACAACAUGUUCUGACAACAAUGAAUGUACUCUUGGCACCCAUAAUUGUCAUUCAAAUGCAACAUGUACCAACACAGAAGGCUCUUUCACUUGUGCUUGCAACAGUGGAUUUACAGGAAGUGGAACAACAUGUUCUGACAACAAUGAAUGUACUCUUGGCACCCAUAAUUGUCAUUCAAAUGCAACAUGUACCAACACAGAAGGCUCCUUCUCUUGUGCUUGCGACAGUGGAUUUACAGGAAAUGGAACGACAUGUUCUGACAACGACGAAUGUACUCUUGGCACCCAUAAUUGUCAUUCAAAUGCAUUAUGUACCAACACAGUAGGAUCUUUCACUUGUGCUUGCAAGAAUGGAUUUACAGGAAGUGGAACAACAUGUUCUGACAACGACGAAUGUACUCUUGGCACCCAUAAUUGUCAUUCAAAUGCAACAUGUUCCAACACAAAAGGCUCUUUCUCUUGUGCUUGCAACAGUGGAUUUACAGGAAAUGGAACCACAUGUUCUGACAACAAUGAAUGUACUCUUGGCACCCAUAAUUGUCAUUCAAAUGCAACAUGUACCAACACAGAAGGCUCCUUCUCUUGUGCUUGCAACAGUGGAUUUACAGGAAAUGGAACAACAUGUUCUGACAACAACGAAUGUACUCUUGCCACCCAUAAUUGUCAUCCAAAUGCAGCAUGUACCAACACAGUAGGAUCUUUCACUUGUGCUUGCAACAGUGGAUUUACAGGAAGUGGAACCACAUGUUCUGACAACGAUGAAUGUACUCUUGGAACUCAUAAUUGUCACUCCAAUGCAACAUGUAGCAAUACAGUAGGCUCUUUCACUUGUGCUUGCAACAGUGGAUUUACAGGAAGUGGAACCACAUGUUCUGAUUUCAACGAAUGUCCUGUUGGAACCCAUAACUGUCACUCAAAUGCAACUUGUACAAACACCAAAGGCUCUUUCACCUGUGCCUGUAAGAGUGGAUUUACAGGAGACGGAACAACGUGUUCUGACAACAAUGAAUGUGUACUUGGAACCCAUAAUUGUCAUUCAAAUGCAACAUGUACCAACACAGAAGGCUCUUUCACUUGUGCUUGCAACAAUGGAUUCACAGGAAGUGGAACCACAUGUUCUGACAACAAUGAAUGCACACUUGGAACCCAUAAUUGUCACUCAAAUGCAACAUGUACCAACACAGUAGGCUCUUUCACUUGUGCUUGCAACAGUGGAUUUACCGGAAGUGGAACCACAUGUUCUGAUAUCAAUGAAUGUACACUUGGAACCCAUAACUGUCACGCCAAUGCAACCUGUAGCAAUACCGAAGGAUCCUUUGUGUGUGCUUGCAAGAGUGGAUUUACAGGAAACGGAGUCUCCUGUUCUGAUUUCAACGAAUGUCCUGUUGGAACCCAUAACUGUCACUCAAAUGCAACUUGUACAAACACCAAAGGCUCUUUCACCUGUGCCUGUAAGAGUGGAUUUACAGGAGACGGAACAACGUGUUCUGACAACAAUGAAUGUGUACUUGGAACCCAUAAUUGUCAUUCAAAUGCAACAUGUACCAACACAGAAGGCUCUUUCACUUGUGCUUGCAACAAUGGAUUCACAGGAAGUGGAACCACAUGUUCUGAUAACAAUGAAUGUACACUCGGAACCCAUAAUUGUCACUCAAAUGCAACAUGUACCAACACAGUAGGCUCUUUCACUUGUGCUUGCAAGAAUGGAUUCACUGGAAGUGGAACCACAUGUUCUGACAACGACGAAUGUACUCUUGGCAGCCAUAAUUGUCACUCAAAUGCAACAUGUACCAAUACAGUAGGAUCUUUUACUUGUGCUUGCAACAGUGGAUUUACAGGAAGUGGAACCACAUGUUCUGACAACGACGAAUGUACUCUUGGCACCCAUAAUUGUCAUUCAAAUGCAUUAUGUACCAAUACAGUAGGAUCUUUCACUUGUGCUUGCAACAAUGGUUUUACAGGAAGUGGAACCACAUGUUCUGACAACAAUGAAUGUACACUUGGAACACAUAAUUGUCACUUGAGUGCGACAUGCACGAACACAGAAGGAUCUUUCACUUGUGCUUGCAACAGUGGAUUUACAGGAAGUGGAACCACAUGUUCUGAUAUCAAUGAAUGUACACUUGGAGCCCAUAACUGUCACGCCAAUGCAACCUGUAGCAAUACCGCAGGAUCCUUUGUGUGUGCUUGCAAGAGUGGUUUUACAGGAAACGGAGUCUCCUGUUCUGAUAAUAACGAAUGUCCUGUUGGAACCCAUAAUUGUCACUCAAAUGCAACUUGUACCAACACGAAAGGCUCUUUCACCUGUGCUUGCAACAGUGGAUUUACAGGAAAUGGAACCACGUGUUCUGACAACAAUGAAUGUACACUUGGAACCCAUAAUUGUCAUUCCAAAGCAACAUGUACCAACACAGAUGGCUCGUUCGCCUGUGCUUGUGACAGUGGAUUUACAGGAACUGGAAUAAAGUGCUCCGAUAUUGAUGAAUGUGCACUUGGAACACACAACUGCCACUCAGGGGCAACAUGUACUAACACAGACGGAUCAUUUACUUGUGCUUGCAAACCAGGUUACAAUGGAAAUGGAUUGACAUGUAUAGAUAAAAACGAAUGUACUCUUGGAACCCAUAAUUGUCACUCAAAUGCAACAUGUUCCAACACAGAAGGGUCUUUCACCUGUGCUUGUAAGAGCGGCUUUACAGGAAGUGGAACUACAUGUUCUGACAACAAUGAAUGUACACUUGGAACCCAUAAUUGUCACACAAACGGCCUAUGUGCAAAUACCCAAGGCUCCUUCGCCUGCGCUUGCAAGAGCGGAUUCACUGGAAAUGGAACGUCUUGUUUUGAUAGCGACGAAUGUACGCUGGGGACGCACAACUGCCACGUGCUAGCAAACUGUCAAAAUACAGCUGGCUCAUUCACUUGUAGUUGCAAACCUGGCUACGGAGGAACCGGCAAGAUAUGCGCAGAUAUUGAUGAGUGUGUGGCCAAUCUGCAUAACUGUGAUGCAAGCGCAAAAUGCACCAAUUUCGCAGGCACCUUCUCGUGUGUUUGCAAAACUGGUUUUUCAGGAAAUGGAACGGCCUGUACUGAUAUAAACGAAUGUACUUCAGGGACGCAUAACUGUGAUGCAAAUGCUGCAUGUACCAACACCGCGGGAUCGUUCUCGUGUGCUUGCAAUAGUGGUUAUGUAGGAAGUGGAACGAAAUGUGUUGCUGAAACGGUUGUUAAAGCAAAAUCACAACUAAAAGCUUUUGCGACCAUACCGAAUCCGGUUCUUAAUGGAAGGAUUAUCAACACGACUGACGAUAAAGUGAAGAACGAUCUUGCCGAUCCAUCAUCAGCUCUUUACAAGGAACUUAACAAUACCCUUACGCUUGAACUAAACAGGAAAAUAAAGGCAAAAAGGAAUGACGUCAAGUCUGUAACUGUUAACGGUUUUGUGAUUGGCAGCUUGAUCAUUAACUUCACGAUAGAAUUUUCAACAACACCGACAGAGACUCCUGCAGAGAUAGAAAAAUCCAUCUCUGAUGCGGUCAAUGGAACACUAGGAGGAGCCUCUGUAGAUAAGGUUUUCGUUCAAGAUCAAAACGAAUGUGACCUCGGAACACACCAAUGCCACACAAAUGCAAAUUGUAAAAACACCUACGGCUCUUACACUUGCGCCUGCAAGUCGGGAUACACAGGCAAUGGCUUUUCUUGCACAAAGGAAGACAAGGACUACAAGGUUUUGGCCAUUGUUUUGUCCGUGGUUCUGCUCUUCUUACUCCUCUUGAUCUUCCUGAUCAUAAUCAUUGUCAGAAGACGAAGAAAUAAUAAGGCAGGGGAGCCAGAAUUUCCACCUCCGAGAGCUGAGAUCACCUUUGAGAGAAACAAAACCAUGCGAGCUCAGGCUGCACCUGAAGGUGCCAAUCCGCCAAUAACGGGUAAAGAGCAACUCGGCCGAGUUUCCCCAUCUUACUUUUACGAAAUUUCAGAAUAAAUAGAAUUUUCUCUUAUUCAAAGAAAAUAACAAACAACUGUAAAUUAUCAGCUAAUUUUUUUAUUUUUUUUAGAUUUUGUAUUGUGAACAAUGUACCUUGCAAUAUUUUUAUAUAAUUUUGCUACCUGUAAUUGAAUUUUGCUAAAUGUUUGCACUUUUGACGAAGCAGUAUUAAUACUGGAAUUUUUGCUAUUUAGUGUUGUUUUAGGUUUUUUGCCUAACAAUUUUCAUGAACAUACCAUUCAUAAUUAAUGCAAUAAUCAGUUUUUUAGCCUUUUUUGUAAUUUCGUAUGUAGAUUUUGCAGAUAAUUUUACAAAACUAACGAAUACUGUAGAUGCACUAUACGUGAGCUCCAUGAAAACUUUCCCUGGGUCAGAUAAAGCCCAAUAGAUUCAGUUGGAGUUUGAAACAACAAUAAAACAUCUUAUGAUAUAGUAUCGUUGCUUAACGAGCAUGUUUUCAGGUUUUUCUAGUCAAUUGAGCACUAGCAUAUAUGAUAUGGAAGUUGUAAACACCAACAUUGACAAGGAAUAUAGUCACACACUGUUAUUUGUCUAAAAUGGCCUGUACCCAACCGUUUGAAGAAUUACAUCUGUAUGAUUUACUUGAAAUGCUGACCUCACCCAAGAAGAUUGAACUCAUCAAUUUUUUGGACACAAUCAAUCAAUAAAUUUGAGCUUAAGUUAGUUCUACACUAAAGAUGAAUUAACAAUUAACGGUACUUAUUAUGUUGCCUUAGCGUUUUUAAAUGUUUCUGUAACUCAAUUUUUAGCCUAUAAAUUGCUUACUUUUUUAUAAAUAUGAAUGCAUUAUAAUUUUUUGUAUUUUCC